CUACCGCAAGGUUUCUUUUCGGUGCGAAUUUAAACAUGCUUUCAAUACAGUCUUCGUCUCUCCUCCAGGCAGCCGGCUUCGUUGGGAUAACAUACUGCAUCGUCUUGGUUAUCAGGCGUGUGUACUUCAGCCCAAUCUCACACUUCCCAGGUCCAAAACUCGCCAUUGCCACCUUCUGGUAUCAAUUCUACUACGACGUGGUCCUCGGCGGCCAAUAUAUCUGGAAGGUUCGAGAUCUGCACAAGAAGUAUGGACCAAUAGUACGGAUCAAUCCCUAUGAACUUCACGUGGACGAUCCGGACUUCCUGGAAGAUAUAUUCGUCGGACCGGGGACUCACAAGAGAGAUAAGUGGGAUUGGAGUACCAAAGGCAUUGGGGUUCCUAGCGCAACUUUCACGACUAACCCCCAUGAUCUGCAUCGUGUGAGGCGGACAGCUUUGAACCCGUUCUUUUCUAAGAUGUCGGUCAGGAACUUGCAGCCGCUCAUGGAUGCCAAAUUGGACCUCUUCAUUGAGAGAUUCGAAGAAUUUCAGAAGACGGGAGAGGUCAUGACUAUUAACAUUGCCUUUGCCGCCCUGGCCAAUGACGUCGCCUCUGAGUUCGCGUUUGGGACAUCCCAUGAUAGGAUUCGGCAUCCAAACUUCGACCCUUCGUUCCACGAUAAUUGCAUUGCCGGUCUUGACCUCAAUCACUUGAUGUUGCAAUUCCCUAUCAUUAUGAAGAUCCUUCAAGCAUUACCUGACAGCAUCGCAAAUCGCACCAACCCUGCCUAUGCCAUGUUCCUUGCCGAGAAAAAGGACAUGGCCUCACAGGCUGUAAGAGCUAUGUAUUCGCCAAAGCUAAGCAAUACACAGUAUCGAACAAUCUUUCAUGAAAUUCUAAACAGCAAAUUGCCUCCCGAAGAGAAGGCCAUAGCUCGUCUUGGAGAUGAGGCAAACGUAACUGUCGCUGCUGGCACACUUACCACUUCUUGGACUCUCUCGAUUGCACUUUACUACCUCCUCACCAUGCCGGAAGUUCUCCAGAAGCUCAAAACAGAGCUUGACAAGGCAAUUCCGAAUAUCUCUUCUCCACCCUCCCUAGCACUCCUCGAGAGCCUCCCUUAUCUAGGAGCCUGCAUCCAAGAGUCCAUCCGCCUCGGCUACGGCGCCUCCGGCCGCUUGUCAGUCAUCGCGCAAGACGAGGCCAUCGCUCUCAAGUCUUCUACCCACGGUUCCGAAUACUCCAUCCCGCCCGGAACGCCCAUCAGCAUGACAGUCAUGCAUCUCCACCACGACGAGCGCGUCUUCCCCUCCUCUAGGGCCUUCCGCCCCGAACGCUGGCUCGAGAACCCCCGUCUCGAUAAGUAUCUCUAUUCCUUCGGCAAGGGAACCAGGCAGUGCGUGGGGAUCAACCUGGCGUAUGCGGAGCUGACGUUAACUCUGGCGAGGAUUUUUCGGCGCUAUGGAAGCGUGGGUGUUAGACAUGCGGGGGAUGUGGGAGUGUUGGAGCUGUGGGAGACGGAUGAGAGGGAUGUGGAGUGCGUGGCGGAUAUGUUUGUGCCGAAGGUGUGGAAGGGUAGUAAGGGUGUGAGGGUGAAGGUUGUGGAUUGAGCGAGCGGUAGCAAGCCGUAAAAAAGGGGAUCUAUUCUUGGUAUCCAUUUACUGUCCUCAUAGAUUAGACCUUAGACCUCAUUACUCUCCUCCACUGUGGCGUUCCUCCUUCAUUUCCUUGUUCCAAAGUGCCAUUCAAUUAAAGAGCUGGACCUUUGGCGGGAUGCUACCUGCAAAAAACCCUUGCUUGUCCCCUCGGAGCGAUUCAGCCCACCCCUCGCCCCUUUUCCCCCUUGCUUAAACUCUCCAACACACCGACAUUGGAACUGAGAAAAUGUUAGAGAGGAGCCAAUCCAUAGCUCUCGUGAGCCGUGAGUCGUGAGUUAUGAGCCAUGAGCCGUGAAUCAUUAUGAUG
Molecule: messenger RNA, 1947 nt
Organism: Hyaloscypha bicolor E
Lineage: Eukaryota; Fungi; Ascomycota; Leotiomycetes; Helotiales; Hyaloscyphaceae
Product: cytochrome P450
Exons: 4
Coding region: 36-1592 (518 amino acids)
Molecular function (GO): monooxygenase activity; oxidoreductase activity, acting on paired donors, with incorporation or reduction of molecular oxygen; heme binding
Source: RefSeq, a predicted model, not a curated record